Messenger RNA from Talaromyces amestolkiae, 1296 nucleotides. RefSeq lists its product as uncharacterized. Bases 1 to 1296 code for a protein of 431 amino acids. Gene Ontology annotation, biological process: L-leucine catabolic process. The transcript is spliced from 5 exons. Gene Ontology annotation, molecular function: flavin adenine dinucleotide binding; 3-methylbutanoyl-CoA dehydrogenase activity. The record is from RefSeq and is a predicted model, not a curated record. Lineage: Eukaryota; Fungi; Ascomycota; Eurotiomycetes; Eurotiales; Trichocomaceae.
AUGUCUUCAAAGCAGCUCUCUCGUCUACUCCUACGCCCAUCCAAAUCAGUCGUUGCAUGCGGAGCUCGUCCAUUGCAUAGCCCCGCAUGGACCCGACAUCAUUCUACGAAGCAUCCAAAGGGCUUUGUCCCGCCGACAGAUGAUGACUUGGUGCAGUUGCGGGAAAGUGUACAAGAUUUUGCGCGUCGAGAGAUACCCGAAGAGGUUGCUGCGCGAACGGAUCAACAGAAUGAAUUCCCAGCUGAGAUGUGGAAGAAACUUGGAGAAGCUGGCUUCCUCGGUGUAACGGCAGAUGAGGAAUAUGGCGGUCUAGCUAUGGGCUAUCAAGCGCAUUGCACAGUCCUCGAGGAAAUUAGCAGAGCUUCAGGAAGUAUCGGUCUAUCCUACGCCGCGCACUCACAAUUAUGUGUCAAUCAACUUUCAUUAAAUGCCAAUGCCGCACAAAAGGCAAAAUACCUCCCCGGUCUUAUUUCUGGUGAAAAAAUCGGCGCUCUAGCGAUGUCCGAACAUUCGGCCGGAUCAGAUGUUGUUAGCAUGAAGACUACUGCUAAAGCUGUGGAUGGGGGAUGGCUACUCAACGGGACGAAGAUGUGGAUCACAAACGGCCCUGAUGCAGAUUUCAUCGUCGUCUACGCCAAAACAGAACCCGAAAAAGCUUCCAAGGGUAUCUCCGCAUUCAUCGUUGAAAAGGAAUUCAAGGGCUUCUCUUGCGCGCGCAAACUCGACAAACUCGGCAUGCGUGGCUCGAAUACCGGCGAACUCGUCUUUGAGGACGUCUUCAUCCCCAAAGAGAACCUUCUCGGUGAACUCAAUCGCGGAGUUAAAGUACUCAUGGAGGGAUUGGAUCUGGAGCGUCUCGUUCUGAGCGCUGGUCCGCUUGGAAUUAUGCAAUCAGCCCUUGAUCUCGUGCUACCGUACACUCAUACCAGGAAGCAAUUCAACACCCCUAUUGCGCACAACCAAUUGAUUCAAGGCAAAUUAGCAGAUAUGUACACCAAACUCGCUGCUUCGCGGGCCUACACCUACGCAACUGCUAAAUCAAUCGAUGAGUCUAGUGUUACACCAUCCGGCACACUGAUUAGAACACAGGAUUGUGCGGGCGCGAUCUUGUAUGCGGCAGAACGCGCGACGGAAUGUACGCUAGAUGCUAUUCAGCUUAUGGGUGGGAAUGGGUAUAUUAAUGAGAUUGCGGCGGGGAGGKUAUUGAGAGAUGCAAAGCUGUAUGAGAUUGGGGCUGGGACAAGUGAGAUUAGGAGGAUGGUAAUUGGACGGGCUUUCAAUAAAGAGUAUGCUUAG